AUGGCUUCAGCAUUAUCAUCAAAUAUCCGGCGCUCCGCCAUCAAGCUAUCAUCAGCCACAGCCAGAAUCUCAGCUCGCAAUGCGGCACCAUCUGCCAUUCUCCAGCGGUCAUACAUCUCCACACCAACAAGAGGACUACUGUCUACCACACAGACGCGAGCUCCGCUCAAUUCAUCGGCAAACACCCACCCACUAUCCUCCAAGACUCUCCUGAACGGCAAGAAUGCCCAGAUCCAGAACCGGUCGUAUAGCGACGACGCCGGUCCCCGAUUCUGGGAAUUCGACGAGAUAAACGCAUCCCUCCCAUCCACCUCAAACAGCCCAACAACAACCCCCAAAAUCAAGCUAGUAGACGUCCGUGAACCAGCCGAACUAAUCGGCACAGGCAUCAUUCCGUCGGCGGUGAAUAUCCCGCUAGCCUCGCAGGCCGACGCGCUAUUCCUCACCCCAGACGAAUUUGAGACCCGCUUUGGAUUCGAGAAGCCUGUUGCUGAGGAGGGCGAGACGAUUGUUUUCUAUUGCAAGGCUGGGGUGCGGGCUAAGACUGCGGCGCAGAUGGCUGUGCAGGCUGGGUAUGAUCCUAAGGCUGUUGGUGUUUACUGGGGGUCUUGGUUGGAUUGGGCUGGUAAUGGGGGUCGGGUUGAGAGGUGGGAGGGAGAUGAGUAG
Molecule: messenger RNA, 666 nt
Organism: Penicillium nucicola
Lineage: Eukaryota; Fungi; Ascomycota; Eurotiomycetes; Eurotiales; Aspergillaceae
Product: rhodanese-like domain-containing protein
Exons: 2
Coding region: 1-666 (221 amino acids)
Cellular component (GO): mitochondrion
Molecular function (GO): thiosulfate-cyanide sulfurtransferase activity
Source: RefSeq, a predicted model, not a curated record